Messenger RNA from Tetrahymena thermophila SB210, 945 nucleotides. Its product is annotated as transmembrane protein, putative. The transcript has a single exon. Lineage: Eukaryota; Ciliophora; Oligohymenophorea; Hymenostomatida; Tetrahymenidae. The record is from RefSeq and is a predicted model, not a curated record.
AUGAGCUGUAAUUAUGAUGAAACUCUUCUAAAUGAAUAUAAAAUAACCAUUUAUAAUAAGGAUUAAGAGGAUUAAAUUAAUAUAGCUGGAAAUUCACUUAUACCUCUAUAAGAUUAAUUUGAGAAAAUACAUAUAAUCAAAGUUUGCUAUAAAAUUGAUUAUUUUAUGAAUUUUGUUUAUCUAAAUCAGCAAUAAUAAUAAUAAUAAUAAUAAUAAUAGAAGAAUAUUUCUAGCUACGAUUGCUAAUAUAAUGGUUUAUCUUUUUAGCUUAAUCAAAAAACAUAAAAAUGCCCUAUCUCUGAUAUUAAAUUUUCAAAAGAAAAAAACAUUGAAAAUUAUGAAAAAAUGCCAAUUGAAUUUAAAGAUAAUUUUAGCUUUUUUAUAAAAAGAAAUGAUAGUAAUUCUACUCCUUUAGUAGGAUUAUUUCUUUAAAAAGAUGAAUUUUAUGGAUUGAGAAAAACUGAUCUUACAUUUGACUCAGUUAGCUUAUGUAAAUUUGAUUAAUAUACACUUUUAUGUGAACAAAAUCAAUUAGAAUUAGCUCAAUAUUCUCUUUAAUUAGAAAAUCAAAUACCUUAUACUCCUUUUUGCAGUUUUAAUUAUGAAGAGUUUAAUUAAAAUAGUAAUUAUUUCGUAGCUAUAGCUUUUAUAGGGCUUGUUUUUUGUUUUUUAUCUCCUAUAUAAAUUUUUGCAUUAGAUUGGAAAGAUUAAUAUCCUUUUGGAUUUGCUAGCAUAAUAUAUAUGAUAAUUCAUGAAUACUGCGCUUAUAAUACUUUAUCAAGUUGCCUUAAUAGCAUUGGGUGGAGUUGCUUACUUGAAAGUCCUUUGAAAAGUGAACUUUAAUGGAUAGAUAGUUAUGUUAGCUAUUUUGAAAUUAAAAUAGCUUUUUCAUUUUGUUUUUUAGUAGCAUGUUUUGUUGCUAUUAAACUUAUAAAAAAAGCUUGA